AUGAACAGCGGAGCAGGGAACGAGGAGGUUCCUCGCGAUGUGCGUCUGUUGCACCUGAUUUUUGCCACUCAGGGAAUUCAGUCGUACCAGGACCAUGUGCCUCUCCAGUUGAUGGAUUUCGCGUACAGAUACACCUGUGGAAUUCUACAAGAUGCGGUGUUGUACAACGACCAUGCGUACGCGAGCGCCAAUGGAGGUGCCUCUGCCGGGAUGUCGAAUGCGCCGCUCUCAAAUGAGGAUAUCAGAUUGGCUAUUGCUGCUCGCACAAACUACCAAUUCAAGCCUGUUCCUCCGAAGAAGCUUUUGUUGAAACUGGCUGCCGAAAGAAACGAGAAGCCCUUGCCGCCAGUUAUGCCUGCGUGGGGUGUGCGCUUACCUCCGGAGAAGUACUGUCUGACGGCCAAGGACUGGGAGUUGGACGAGGAGGAGGAUGAGGGGCCCGAAGGAGAGUCCAAGCGACAGAGGACGCAAUGA
This is a messenger RNA of Ogataea parapolymorpha DL-1, 474 nucleotides long. Its product is annotated as transcription initiation factor TFIID subunit 9. The record is from RefSeq and is a predicted model, not a curated record. Bases 1 to 474 code for a protein of 157 amino acids. NCBI's taxonomy places the organism in Eukaryota, Fungi, Ascomycota, Pichiomycetes, Pichiales, Pichiaceae. Gene Ontology annotation, cellular component: transcription factor TFIID complex; SAGA complex. The transcript has a single exon. Gene Ontology annotation, biological process: DNA-templated transcription initiation; RNA polymerase II preinitiation complex assembly. Gene Ontology annotation, molecular function: transcription coactivator activity; protein heterodimerization activity; RNA polymerase II general transcription initiation factor activity.